Molecule: messenger RNA, 777 nt
Organism: Drosophila novamexicana
Lineage: Eukaryota; Metazoa; Arthropoda; Insecta; Diptera; Drosophilidae
Exons: 3
Coding region: 96-719 (207 amino acids)
Source: RefSeq, a predicted model, not a curated record
GUUCCAUCGCUUCUAUCGUAUUUAAAACAUACAAAAUUUCUGUGAACUCAAGUUAUAAAUCAGACAACAACUAUCACUCGAGUUCAAAUAUCGUCAUGUUUCUCGAUGCCUUUGGAGCACCCAAGGAUGUGACACCGGAUAAUCUGCACGAAUAUACGUAUGAUCUGCACGGCGUUAUGCUGCUGACAUCGGCCGAUUAUGAGGUCUAUAUACCGCCGCGUUGGCAUGGCACCGUCUAUAGCACAGAGGAGUUGCUGGAUAGCUAUCGCAAGCGCUUCAAGCCCGAUUCCACGCUGUUGACCUUUCACGCCCUGGAACCCUAUGAGCCGGAGCUAAUCUGUUGCGAGCGCUGUGUGGUGGAGAUAACCGUGUUGCCGGCGGGCCAGACCCUGCACACGGGCACCGAGAUUGUCGUGUUUUUGGUCAAAAUAUACGAGGUGAACACACUGAUCACCAAGGAAUUGGGCACCGAACUCAAUUUCUUUCCGAGCAAUCAUCACUAUCACGUGCGCAUCAUGAACGAGGGUAUUGACAUACUCUACGUGGACGACAAAAUCUAUUCUGGCCAAGUAAUCAGCGGCGUCAGCUAUCAGCAUCAGUGCGUCCAGAAUCUGCUUAAGAAACUGCAGCCGUUGGGCGUGAAGAGCCUAUCCGGCCAACAGCUGCCGGAUCAGCUAACUAACAUGUGCCGCAAAGUGGAUGCCGCCCCCAAAAAAUAAUGCUUCUACACUCUCUACUACUAAUACACUCAGUAAAAAUGGAUUUUUCAUUAUUGAA